ACACCGGAAGUUUCAUUAGCACUCAGUCAGUUUAUGCUCCAGACAGCGAGCUGUGAGAGAAAAAUUGCGCUGUUUUGAAUGUGUGCUCAUCCUUCACGUGUCCCCUUCACCUGCGAACAUGACCUGAAGCUGUUUAUGAGCGAUCCGGGCGAAUAAGUGCGCGAGAGCAGACUCGGGUCAUGCGUCUCUUGCUGCGCUGGUUAAAGCUCUGUCUAUGCUGGAGAUGCAGUAAGCGGUCGAGCCGAACACUGGAUCUGUGGAGUUAUGGGAGGCUGCUGCUGAAGUCCCUCUACUUCAACGUCCUGACCAGUUCGGACACAGCUCUGGACUGUGUGUUUGAGCCCAUCUUCUGGCUGGUGGACAGCAUGAGCCGCUGGUUUGGAGUGGUGUUUGUGUCUCUGGUGAUCCUCUUGACCGGCUCCGUCGUGACGGUCGUGUAUCUGUGCAUGCUGCCCGUCAUCUUCAGCUCGUACCCCCUUCACUGGAUCCUCUGGCACCUCUGUUACGGACACUGGAACCUCCUCAUGAUCCUCUUCCAUUACUAUAAAGCCACCACCACGUGUCCGGGUUUCCCGCCGCAGGAAAAGAGUGAUAUACCAGCUGUUACUAUCUGUAAGAAGUGUAUCGUCCCCAAACCGGCCAGGACUCAUCACUGCAGCGUCUGCAGCAGGUGUAUUUUGAAAAUGGACCACCACUGUCCCUGGCUGAAUAACUGUGUAGGUCAUUUCAACCAGCGCUACUUCUUCAGUUUCUGUCUGUUCAUGAGCAUGGGCUGCAUCUACUGCAGCAUCAGUGUCAAAGACAUGUUUCUGCACACGCACAGCGCCAUCCAGAGCUCGUAUCAGACUCCCGCACCUGCCUUCGCUCCGCAGCAGAGCCUGCUGUAUCUGUGGGUGCUGACGAGUUCUGUGUCUGUAGUGUUAGGAGCGCUCACACUGUGGCACGCAGCGCUCAUCACCAAAGGACAGACCAGCGUGGAGAGACACAUCAACCGCAGAGAGACAACACGCCUCGGACUCCAGGGAAGAGUUUUCCGUAACCCUUACCACCGUGGAGUAAUUAACAACUGGAAAAUAUUUUUUGGUGUUGAGAAGCAGAGUGACUGGCUAACACGAGUGCUGCUGCCGUCCAGUCACCUUCCUCUCGGGGACGGCCUGACCUGGGACAGAAACCGCACCGUGACCAUAUGAUCAGAUAGACUCACAUCAUGAGCUCUGAUGAGCGCAGGCCUCUGUGCAGCACUCCUGUCCUUCAGAAGAGAACGACGGGUGGGUUUUCUGAUGAAAUGUGUGUUUAUGGCACCGUCUGAGAUCCUGUUUCAGCACAAGCAGAGUUCAGAGUUGAACUUGGUGCCACAGACUUCACGUGAAUGGGUUCUAGUGUGAAUAUUUAUAUUUUUCAACUCAAAUAUUCACUUCUGAUGGCAAUUCGAGGGAAUCUGUGUUCUUUAUGAAACGAUUUGAAUGUCCAGACGUAUCCGAAGUGGUCCAUGCAUUUUGUUAAAACGAAGUUUACAUUGUUUUGCAAAUGUAAGAGAGUGAAAUCAAAUCAAUCUGUCAUGCAGAGGAACAGCGAGAGCCUUCAGCACCUCACACACACACACACUAUAUUCCUGCUCUACAUGUUAUGCAUCAGUUGUUUUGUGCGUGUCAUUCAGGAGACGUGCAUGCAUUUAAAAGGCUACGCUUUACAUUCUUUGCAGAAAUGCAAUAUAAUAAUGUGUUAUAUUUACAACUCUUUCAAGAAGAAAUGUUUUGAAGUUUGGGGUCAGUAAAAAAAAAUGCUUUUAUUCUGCAAGAACACAUUAAACCACUGUUUCCCAUCCGCAAUGCCGUUAAAAAAAAUCUUUGCUUAAAUUGUAAAAAAGCAUAUAAUAUCCAUUUCUGAUGUCGCCAGUAAUUAGAGACGCUUUCACAUGGUGUGACGUAUUAUCCUGCUAGACCUAGCGUUAUUCUUUAUUUGUGCUCUCAUUAGUAGUAAUUUCUUUAUUUAAUAAUCAAAUGUGAUAAGAGUCUGUAAAACAUUGCAAUAUGCAUGGAAAAUGACAUUUAGUUCAGAAACAAAUCUUACUCUAGGUGCCAAUAUAUAAGACUUAAGACAGUUGCACAAAUGUGAAUUAAAUGAGUAAAUAAUGUAAACAGAUAUCUGGGUGGAGGAAAAUCUUGAACAAGUCAUCCAGGGUCCUAUUUCAGUCCAAAAAAGAAAUUAUAUUUGGCUGAAAGAACCUAAAUAUUUUUAGCACCUUUAAGAUUUUUUUUUUUUUAGAUUGUUACACCACUUUUAAUGAUAUUUAUUAUAUUACCAUUUUUUAUAUUACACAUUUUAAUGAUCACAAUUCUCAAUUCUGUAAUAAAAAUAUUUCAUUAUAAUUCAUUGUUUUUUACUGGCUGCUUGCUUGUCAUUUUUUAUUCAAUUCAAAGUUUGAAAUCAAGCAAUCUCGUGCUACUGCAACAAAAUCACCCCAAAUCAAAAAUACACCGAGUAUUUUUAUUAACAAAGUAAAUAUAUUAAGUGAAAGAGAUUCAGAUGACAAAAAGUUUGAGAAUGUCUGCAAAUAAGAAAUAAUGAGAAUUUGUGCAUUUUAAUGAGUUUGA
Molecule: messenger RNA, 2594 nt
Organism: Cyprinus carpio (common carp)
Lineage: Eukaryota; Metazoa; Chordata; Actinopteri; Cypriniformes; Cyprinidae
Product: palmitoyltransferase ZDHHC16B-like
Biological process (GO): protein palmitoylation
Cellular component (GO): Golgi apparatus
Molecular function (GO): palmitoyltransferase activity
Source: RefSeq, a predicted model, not a curated record